ACGAAUCGUUCCGAGCCUUGGCGGAAGCGGCUCGAGGCACGCCGCAUUGCGAAGGGCUCCUCCUCUCUGUGCGUGUUCGUGGCCAGUCCACCACCGCUCGACGGAUGCCUUCCAGAAGCCGUAGUCACUUGGCGUUGUCUGCGGGGUAACAACUCCGCACGAGUCGCCUGCGCGUGAGAUCAUUUCAAUAUUCGUCGCUCCGUCUCCCGGCUCGGCUGCGUUCGCUGCACCGCCCCGACCGAACGCCGCCGUCGCUUUUCUUGUUCAUGUUUUUGUUUGUUGCGGUUGCACCCGAUUCAAGAGCCGAAUUGCUCACAGGGCUCUACCUAAUACAUGAACUUGAACUUGACCGCGGAGUGAAUUUGCGUGCUGCCCUGUCGCAGCGGUGGCACCACCAGCGAUCGAUGUUGCCCGUGAGCAGCGGAGAUGCCCAACGCCGACCGCGUGGGUGGCCGCGACGGCUCCGGGAGGUAUAUAGCCGGGAAGCCGUGAUUGGUAGCGGACAGCGUGGUCCAGAUGUCUUGUGACCCCCCCCCCCCCCCCACAUUGAAUUCUAUAAAACUUAAAAAAACAUUUGUAUAGCAAUAUAAAGAUGACGACUUAAUUAGAUUCAAUUGUGUAUGUCAAUUUCUUCGUAAAGGGGCCCGGUAAGUGUGUAUGAGAACCAGCAUUUCCUCGACAUAUUACGCAACAUUUUCAGUUCCACUUGAGCAAACGUAUUCAAAUGGCUGAGCAAAGUACAACAACGUUAGGGGUCAAUUAAUGUUGGGGGUCACGAGACAUCUGGACCACCCUGUUACACCCUCACGACGGGGACGAGGCCCCCAUCCGGUGUGGCCGUGCCAUGCGUGGGGGCGAUCGAAUCUAAAAACAGACGCAGCGUGCCAGUCCAAGGAGUGCCAGUGGACUUGGUGCGCAGCGGAAGCCCACGAUGACGGUGGUGGGUUUUGUGCUCGCACCUCGGUGCAAGGGUGACCUCGCGAGGGCCAACGCAAUAAUUCUGAUGAUUGUCUCCUGACAGUUGAAUUCUGGGAACAUUAAUCCAGAGCUGCGUCUGCCGGCGCUCGCAGAAACAUUAAGCGACGACUUCGCUGGACAACAACAAUUGAGUGUUGCGGCCGCCGUGGUCGACACGUGGCAGUCUUCCAUUCGCGCACUUGAUGAGAAUCAUGAAGGUGCCGUUCAGCAGAUUGCGACUCGGGGUCGCAGUGGCCGUGGCCGGGGCCGUGGUCGUCCUCUCGGUCUUCGCCGAGCGACUCCUCCUCGCCCAUCGCCUGAGCCACGGCGCACGGGCGCGCGUUCACCGCCUGCAGAUGAUAGCCAUCUUCAAUGUGGUCAUCUAUCUGCCCUCCAAGUUCGUCUGGACCAGGUGCGUGACCGAGCCCACCGCCGCUUGCAGCCGUGGCAAAUGCGAGUCUUGGGCCGGCUUGUGGGCCGCGUGCGUGGCCACGUUCCUGCUGCUGGUCCACACCAGCCUCUUCACCGCCCUCUUUCUGGUUCACAUCGAGCCCCACGUCUUCUCGCUGGUGUCCAGCACCUGUCUGGGCGCCUACAUUCUGCUCAAUUUCUGGCUGCUGGUCCUGCUCACCACGGACCGCUGUCUGAGAUUUGCGGCCAGGGCGCUGACUCCGGCGAUGAAGAAGGAUGAGGAGGUGGAGGAUGAGAAGAUCGAGAGAAGGAAGAGGGCCCGCGCGAUACUCGCCAUAGCCCUGCUCCUCACCGUGUCCAUGACCCUCUUGGCCGUGCACAACGCUGCCGGGCGACCCCACACACCCAGGGUAGAGGUGCGACUGCAGCGCCUGCCAGCCAACUUGAGUGGCCUCAAGGUGGCCCUUCUGUCAGACAUACACCUGGGCCCCACGGUCGGCCGCAGCAAGCUGGCCCAGGUGGUGGACAUUACUAACGGGCUGAGGCCAGACUUGGUGGUCAUCGUAGGAGACCUCGCAGACUCUCUGGUGUCCAACUUGAAGGAUGCUGCUCAGCCACUGUCCUGGCUGAACCCACGCCUGGGCACAUACUUUGUCACAGGUAACCACGAGUACUACACGCACGACGUGCAGGCCUGGUUCCAGUACCUGCGCUCGCUCAACAUCCACCCUCUCCACAACCAGCACGUGCACCUUGGCGGCAGGCCGGGGGAGCGCGUGUGCCUGGCAGGUACCCGGGGCACGGCAUGGACUUGGAACAAGCGCUGGCGGGCUGCGAGGAAGGGAGCGCCAUCAUCCUGCUCGCCCACCAGCCGCGGGCUGCACAAGCGGCGCUAGAACAGCGUCCGGACAUCGACCUCGUACUUGCAGGGCACACGCACGGAGGACAGUUCUUUCCCGUGUCUCUCGCCGUGUACCUCUACAACCCGUUCUUCGCGGGGCUGUAUCGGCACGGCGAGCACAGCCAGGUGUACGUCUCGCAGGGCAGCGUCUUCUACGGAAUGCCCAUGCGUCUGGGCAGCACCGCCGAGG
Molecule: messenger RNA, 2459 nt
Organism: Lethenteron reissneri (Far Eastern brook lamprey)
Lineage: Eukaryota; Metazoa; Chordata; Hyperoartia; Petromyzontiformes; Petromyzontidae
Gene: TMPPE
Product: transmembrane protein with metallophosphoesterase domain
Molecular function (GO): hydrolase activity
Source: RefSeq, a predicted model, not a curated record